Molecule: messenger RNA, 2387 nt
Organism: Trematomus bernacchii (emerald rockcod)
Lineage: Eukaryota; Metazoa; Chordata; Actinopteri; Perciformes; Nototheniidae
Gene: pspc1
Product: paraspeckle component 1
Exons: 10
Coding region: 107-1630 (507 amino acids)
Biological process (GO): regulation of DNA-templated transcription
Cellular component (GO): nucleus
Molecular function (GO): RNA binding
Source: RefSeq, a predicted model, not a curated record
AUCCAUCGCCAUUUUUGAAAAUCAGGAGGUGUGCGCCAUCUGGUCCACAACAACCUCCUCAAUUUCUGUUUAAUUUAAUCGCUUUCUACAAGUACUUUGUCCACGAAUGGCUAAGCGAAACAUGCAUCAAGCGACCAUGCAAAGCAGUAAUUCUCCCCAACCAGCUUUACGCACCACCGACUCCCCGGAGGAAUCACCGGGGAACAAAGACAGUCCAGAGCCGAAGGAGGAGCUUUCUCCUGGGGCCGAACCAGCAGAAGAAGCCGGGGAAGGAAGCGAGGAACCCCGGGAUGAAAUGACCCUGGAUAUCAACAGUUUUAGGAAGCCUGGAGAGAAGACUUUCACUCAGAGAUCCCGGCUUUUUGUGGGGAACCUCCCGGUGGAUAUCCCCGAGGAAGAGUUCAAAGAUAUGUUUGCUAAAUAUGGAAAUAUCAGCGAGGUGUUUAUCAACAGAGAGAGGGGCUUCGGCAUCAUUCGUUUGGAAACACGGACACUAGCAGAGAUUGCUAAAUGUGAGUUGGAUGGGACUGUGAUGAACAAUCGACCAAUCAGGAUACGCUUUGCUACACACGGUUCUGCACUCACUGUACGCAACCUGUUACCUGCAGUGACCAAUGAGCUGCUAGAACAGGCGUUUUCUGAGUUUGGGCCGGUGGAACGGGCUAUCGUGGUGACGGAUGACCGCGGUCGUCCCACUGGGAGAGGCAUCGUGGAGUUUGCACACAAAUCAGCGGCACGAAAAGCUCUGGAGCAAUGCACGGAGGGAGCACUGCUGCUGACCAACACACCUUGUCCAGCCAUUGUGGAGCCCUCGGAGCACUUUGAUGAUGAGGAUGGACAGCCUGAGAAACUGCUGCACAAGACCGCAAAAUACUAUAAGGAACGAGAGCUGAAGCCACAUUUUGCUCAGCCGGGGACUUUUGAGUUUGAAUACUCGUCUCGCUGGAAAGCCCUUCAUGAGAUGGAGAAACAGCAGAAAGAGCAGGUGGACAAGAACAUAAAAGAGGCCAAAGAGAAGCUGGAGGCCGAGCUGGAGUCGGCCAAACACGAACACCAGCUCAUGAUGAUGAGACAAGAUCUGAUGAGGCGUCAGGAGGAGCUGAGGAGGCUGGAGGAGCUUCGCAACCAGGAGCUGCAGAGACGACAGCAGAUAGAGAUGAGGCAUGAAGAGGAGAGGAGGAGGCGAGAGGAGGAGGCGAUGAGGCACAGAGAACAGGAGGAACAGAGACGUCCAGCAGAAGGAUUCAAACCAAACUACCCGGACAACAGAGAGCAGGAAAUGAGAGGAGGUGAACUGGGCGCUCGUGGAGCCGCUAAUUUGGGAGAUGGCUAUAACCAGGGCUCUCCGGGGGCCAAUGGUAACCAGGGUCAGAUGAUGGGAAUGAGUGGAAGGGGAGCAGCCAUUGGCCAAGAGGGAACGGCAAAUAUGGGGUCGCCAUUGAUGUCGGAGAACGGAGCAAUGCGGAACGAUAGGUUUCCGCAGGGAGGACAAAUCGGGGGGCGACCAGAAGUUGAGUCCCCAAAUCAGCAGCAACAGCAGCAGCAGCAACAGCAGCAGCAACAGCAGCAGCAGCAGCCAGUGGGCCCUCAGGCUUUUGAAGGACCAAAUAACAAACGACGCAGAUACUAACUCUUCCCAAACAUAGAGAAUUUCCCUUUGUGACUGACAUAAACCCAAUCUUCUUUUCCCGUUUCCACAACAUGGACAUAUUUCUCACUAAAAGGCAUCUAUUUUGUGGAUUAAAUGCUUUUUAAAGACUCUUAUUUGCGAUAUUUUUGGACAGCAUAUGUUUUCUGAAUGAGACGGUUGGUGCUGUUUUGUCUGCUGAAUCUUACAUGUAUUUAAAAGUAUUUUUCAAGAAGGUCCUUCGUGGGAACAUGACUGCUAUCGUUGCAUUUUAAAAGACAUUAGAAAACAAGACUGCUGACAUUUUAAAGUGUAACAUUAGAGAGAUAGACAUACUGUGACUCUUAGCUAAUUAAAUGUUCUAUCAUACAGUGAGUGAGUGUUUAUACAGCUUUGGGGAAUCCUGUAUUUGAUGGUUACGAGUAAUAAACCAUUUGUGGGAAAUUCUGUCUCUUUUUGAUUGGAAAUAAUCGUGAUUUCUUAACUGUAAAUAAGCCAAAAUCCUAAAGUCCAACCCCCUUAGACUUAACCCUUUUCAUAUGUUUGUAAAGUUGGAUCCGGUCAGUUCAGAUCUGGAUGAAUGUCUGAAUAUAAAAUAUGUUUUGUACUGUAAUUUACUUUAUAUAGCAAACCCAUUACCCUAAUGUGUUUCCUUCUGAAAUGGAAAUAUAAGCCACUGCGAGUUCAGUUGAUCACAAAAUCUGUUUAACUAUCAAGAAACUUUAUUUAUUAAAUGGACAAGUAGAAAAAAACUCCUUCA